Mya arenaria is the source of this 516-nucleotide messenger RNA. RefSeq lists its product as uncharacterized. The record is from RefSeq and is a predicted model, not a curated record. Lineage: Eukaryota; Metazoa; Mollusca; Bivalvia; Myida; Myidae. Bases 1 to 516 code for a protein of 171 amino acids. The transcript has a single exon.
AUGACAACACUGAUGCUGACGCCGACGACACAGAUAACACUGACACCGACGACGCUGAUGCCGACGUUGACAACGACAACGUUGAUGCCGACGCCAUUUACAAUGAGAAUUAAUCCGACGACAACGACGACGCUGACACCGACGGCGCUGAUGCUGACGCUGACGCCGACGACACUUACAAUGACGAUGAAACCGACAACGCUGACGCCGACGAACAUGACACCGAUGCGCACACCGACGACACUUACGCCGACGAUGCUAACGCCGACGAUGACACCUACACUGAUGACGACACUGACGAACCUGACGCUGGUACUUAAACCGACGAUAACGACGACACUGACACUGACGAUGACAACAACGACACCGAAAACACUGACACUGACAAUGACACCGACGACAUCGAAGAAACUGCCGCCGACGCUGACCGUGGCCGACGACGUUCGGAUGAGCAGAAGGACGACCGAUUUUCAUGUUCAUUCCGUCGUUCCGUUUCAUCAUGUUUGUCCUGUUUAG